Messenger RNA from Cyprinus carpio (common carp), 2606 nucleotides. RefSeq names its product adipose secreted signaling protein a (gene adisspa). The record is from RefSeq and is a predicted model, not a curated record. NCBI's taxonomy places the organism in Eukaryota, Metazoa, Chordata, Actinopteri, Cypriniformes, Cyprinidae.
GACGUUAAGUAACCAUCAGUAACCAAUGGCUGCGGCUCUUCUCUUGUGAUCGCGCGCAGCGUCAGACCUGCUGCACGCCGCGUUCGAGGGCACUGAUGGCACAGCGCUUCAGGCAACGCCACAAACCUGCUUUCGCUCCACAGUACAUGCAAGACAGUGGUCAUUCUCUCUGACUCAGUGUCUGUUAUUUAGAGAUGAUAUCAAAUUGACGCCAGCCAUCAUCCCUGGAUUUCCCUGGCCUUAUGUUGACAUGGCAACAGGAAGGAAAAGCUCCACUUCAAAAGGCGGAGUACGUUUCCCUGAUGAUGAUGAAGAUGCUCCCAUUAACAAUAGCUGUGAUGAAAAGCUUCAGGAUAAAGUCAUCACUGCUCUACCAGAGCCUGAUGGCGCAUAUCUUGUUAAGGUGGGAUUUUUAAGGAGCCAUCACAAAUAUGAAAUCAUCUUUUCUUUGCCACAAGUCCCAACACUAGGGAAAGAUGUCUCCCUUUCCCCCGCACUACGCACUACUGCAAAACCACGACUACGUGCAACACACAUCACACCAAGGCCUGAUGGGGGAGCGAGGGUGGUUUGUGAGUACAGCGCUCAGCAGGAGGGAGUGGUGCAAGAGGAACUCACCCUGGUCAACAGGAACAGAAGAGACAGCAGCGUCCGAGUUCGAUUACAGGCCAGAGUCAUGGAUCGCCACCACGGGACACCAAUGUUACUUGAUGGAGUGCGUUGUGUUGGUGAAGAAAAACACACAAAAUAAUGACACAAAAGAUCUGACUAAAUCUGUUUGCUUGGGUAUAUGAUGAGAAUAGACCAAAAUGAAUGAAUGCACAUGUGAAUGUGAACAACCCGUCUCACACCCAUCCAUUGGAGGAUCACAACUGAAUUGCAUUCGCUAUUCUAGUGUCUAUGUAUCACAGGUCUGCUAAUCCAUCACAAAUUCAACUUUGGUUUUUAACAGAAUUUUAUUACAGGAGAAUUAAAUCAAAAAAGCAAUUUAAAGAGAAAAAGCAAUACAAUUGCAUCUGGCCAAGGAUAACAUGUGUCACAAGUUCAGCUGAGUUCAGCUAUGUGCUGUUUGAUAGCCUAAUGAUGAGUUACUAUACAUUCACUAUAUUGAGCUUCUCAUUAGCCACAAAAUGAAACAAAAAACUGUUUGGCUUAGCUGGUUACUUUAUUAAAUUUAAAACGUAUAUCAAGAACAAGCAAGCAACCAACUUUAUUUAUUUAUUUAUUUUGCAAGUAUUACCUGAAUGCCUGAAGGUGGAAUGUAUGUAUAAUCAGGUGCAUGAUAUACACUUUAUAUACAUAAUUAUAUAUAAUUAUAUGUCAUCCUAUUGCUUAAAUGCUUUCCAACCAUAAUCAAUCAAUCAGUCAUCAAUCUUUCCAACUGCUGUGAUACAUUUCUCAAAUAUGAUGUGAUUUGUUAAUACAAAAAAGUAGGUUAUAUAAAACACUUGUUGAUUGCUUUGUGUACAAAUAAUUAUGAGAUAUGUACUGCAAUGCAUUGACCUACUCAAACAUAACUUGGCAACUGAUAUUACUAGCAGGGUUUCCAUCACCCUGCUUUUAUGCGCAUUUUGAAGUAUCGCAUCAGAAUUGAGUGAUGGAAACACUGAAUUUCAAAUAAAAAUGCCUUAAUUCGCAAAAAAGUUUUUAUGCUCGCCUGAGGUGGAUUUUGACCUGUGCGAAAAAUGUUUAAUGUGAAUAAUGGGAGAUGGAAAUGCAUUUUGCGAAUAAAUUCCUCCAAGCACAUUAAAAAAGUCGUGUUACUUUGUGCUAUGGGAUGGUAAAUACUGACUAACCAGCUGACCGAUCUCAUUCCACAGCAUCUAAAAUGUUGUCAUCCAAGUAUUUUUGUAUUAUUGCCUCCCAGGAACUGUUAAACGACUGCGUUCCCAAACAGCAGCAUCCACCUCCGAAAGCAAUAACCGCAUUCAUUGUGUUUUGUCUGCUCGUUCUGAGGUGCAAGUAAUUUAUUAUAUAUGAAAAUUAUUAUAUUCAGUAGCUUCUCCUACUUUUCUUAGUGAUGUAUAGUGCCCGUUUAUCAGGAAGUGAUGAUUUUGUUCUCUUUGACUCAUUGGAUGGAAAUGGUACUUGUUCGCAAAGGUUUUGUGCGAUAUUCCAAUUUUGCGCUUAAGUUAAAUUCACAACUUUGGAUAGAAACCUGGCUACUGUCAUACUCUGAGGAAACUUAAAGGCACAAUUUGUAAGUUUUCUCUGCUAAAGAAACAAAGGCGUAGUUUGAUGAUGCCUUGACUGAGUGUGGAAUCAUGGGAGUUGUUGUCUUCAUCCCCACAGCCAAUGGAAUCCGAUGGGACUCGAGCAAAAAUCAUGUUCAUGGAUAAGCUAAUGAUUUAUUAACGUAGUAGUAUAAAGCAGGGUGAGGUUGAAAGCCAUCAAAGCGAAAUGAGGCCAUUGAACGAGCGUGACACACGGUUCGAAUGCAGCAGAGCUUUUAUUAUGCCACAGUGGACCGCUUCCGCUCCUUCCAGUCGUGCGUAUGUGUAAAGCGGCGCUAUUUUAUCAUACUAGAUAUAUUUGAAAGUUCUGUUAUAAUGUUACUCUAUGUGAUCAUCACCUGUCUAAUAAAACACAAAACAUAUUAAAGCGUC